Messenger RNA from Bipolaris oryzae ATCC 44560, 384 nucleotides. RefSeq lists its product as uncharacterized. Lineage: Eukaryota; Fungi; Ascomycota; Dothideomycetes; Pleosporales; Pleosporaceae. The coding region runs from base 1 to 384 and encodes 127 amino acids. The transcript has 2 exons. The record is from RefSeq and is a predicted model, not a curated record.
AUGAAGUCCCUCACCAUUGCCCUCUUCUCCCUCCUCUCCCUUGCCUUCGCCGGCGAACCCGUAUGCCAACAAUGCGACUACCGCCCCGGCUACAAUCGCUGCGACAUCACGACUUCCUGCACAUAUGUGUGGGGUCAUGAUGAUCCGAGUACGCCUGCGCCGUAUUAUUGUGCUUGCAGGGCUGGAUAUCGCGCAGACAAUUGUGACGCUGGCGACUCGACCCAGCAGUUCCGUCUCCCCUGGUAUGGAACGCCAGGUGGUGACCCGAGUCAGCAGGGUAGAGUGUUUGUGAAGCCUGGUGUGUCGUGUAAUACGCUUUGUGAUGAUUAUACGCUUGGUAAGGAUGGGUGUAAGGCUGUGAAGGAGUUGGAUUCGUGUUUGUAA